UAGGGGAAUUUAAAAGAUGUUAAGAUUUAGAAAUUGUUUUAUAAAUAUUCAUAUUAAUGGAGAUAAAAAUUGUGUAUGAUUUAUAAAUAGAAUAUACUAUAGUUUAAGUAUGGGAAUUCAAGGUCUGCUCCCAUUUUUGAGGAAAGCUUCUAGAGAGGUUAAUGUUAAUGUCUUUGCCGGAGUUACUGCUGGAGUGGAUGCUUAUUGCUGGCUUCAUAAAGGAGCAUUUUCGUGUGCUGAAAAACUAGUCAAGGGAGAAAAAACUGAUGGGUAUGUUUUGUACUGCAUGAAGAUGGUGAAUUUGCUGCUUGGAGCUGGUAUAAAGCCAGUAUUGGUUUUUGAUGGACGACAUCUUCCAUCUAAAAAAGUUACAGAACAAAAGAGGAGAGAGAACCGAGAAAAGAGCAGAAAAAAAGCAAAAGAAUAUCUUCGAGAAGGAAAAUUAAAAGAAGCAAGGGAGUGUUUUCAGAGAAGUGUUGAUGUCACCUCAGAAAUGGCUCAUGAAUUGAUUAAGGCGUGUCGACAGAAAGGUGUAGAUUGUAUCGUAGCUCCAUAUGAAGCUGAUGCACAGUUGGCCUACCUCAAUAAAAUUGGAAUUGUACAAAUAGUUAUUACAGAAGAUUCAGACUUGAUAUUAUUUGGAUGUGAAAAGAUACUCUUUAAAAUGGACACAGGUGGAAGAGGUAUAUUGGUUGAAAAGACCAAGAUUCCUGUAAGCAUGGGAAAUCAUGCUGAGAGUUUUACAUUUGACAAGUUUCGAUAUAUGUGUAUUUUGUCUGGCUGUGAUUAUCUCCCAUCCCUUCCAGGAAUUGGAUUAGCUAAGUCUUGCAAGUUUUUCAGCUUGACAACUAAUCCAAACUUAGAAAUGGUGUUGCCAAAGGUCCCAACAUACUUGAAAAUGCCAAACUUAGAAGUCUCCUCUAUAUACAAAGAGAAUUUCAUUAAGGCCAACAACACAUUUUUAUAUCAAUUGGUAUUCUGUCCUCUUCAAAGACGUCUUGUUCCACUGAACCCAUAUCCUAAAGACAUUGAGCCAGAGACAUUGACUUAUGCUGGAGAAUAUUUUGAUGAUGCUUUACAGUUUGCUUUGGGAAACUUGCAUGUCCACACAAUGAAGCCAGUUGACAACUUUAAUCCUGAUAAAGCAAAGAUCCCCAAAAGUAUGACAUGGUCUGGCAAAGAGAAUUCAAUGCUUCGGCUUAGCAUUUGGGAUAAAAACUAUAAAGUGUCUGAAUCCAGCGAGGAAAAGCUCCAGUAUGUAUCAAGAAUUCCAUCUACUCAUGGAAAAGAACUGGCACUCAGAACUGAUCAAGUUCUUCACUCUAUUACUCCUAAAAAACGAACUAGAGAAAACAAAGUUCUUGUUCCUGUUAAUACUGCACCCUCAGACGAAGAAUUAUUUUCAAUGUACAUGUCACCUUCUCCUCACAGUGCCAAAAAAUGUAAAGUGGAGAGUAAUGAUCCAAGUGCUGUUCCUCAGGUAAUAGCUGAGACCCCAGAAAAACCAAAAUCCAUUUUGAACAAAUUUAAAGUUUGUGGAAACAAGCUCACUUCAACACCUGUUGUUCGCAGUAGGUUUUUCUUCAAGUCACCACCUCAAGAGAACACAACAGUUCAUAAGAAUGAACACAGUGAAGUUUCUUGGUUGGAUGAAAUUGACAAGCAGUACAAUAGUCUCCAGAUAGAUCUGCCCACUGCAUCUCAGCAGCCAGGAAAGGAAGUUGUUAAUGGUGAAAAUGUCAAUAUGGAUGGAGAUGAUCCAGAAAGUGAAACCACAGCUAACUUUGGUUCUACUAGAAAUAGAAAACAAAAAACUUCAUUUCAGGAUGAAAUAGAAACUUCUCUUGAUGACAGCUUACUCUCAUCAUCUGGACGAGACUCGAGAAGUUUUCAGUGGAAAAGGGACAAGCUACAAACACUUUUUUCCUUUCAAAAGAAAAACUCCAGCUUGUGUCUUCAAAGCAGCCCAGCUUCUCAGUCAAGUUACAAGCCUAUACAUCCUUUAGAAGAGAACAGUGAUGGAUCUCAAGGCUCAUCUCCCCUAACAAACUGUAGCAUAGAUCAGGAGUCUUUUCAUUUGUCCCAAGAUUCUGGAAAACUGUCAGAAUCUCAACCGUGCACUUCUUUCCUGGAUGAUGAAGAACUCUCUCCUCUGUCUUCCACUCCUAUAUCUCAUGAAUCUUCCUCUCCAUCUGAAGUAGCCCAACUAACUGAUGCUCUUGUAAGCACUGCAACUCAGAAAAACAGAUAUUUCACAGGAAACAAACGUGAAACGGGAAAAUGUCGUAGAAUGGGUUUGUCCAAAAAACCAGCUGAAACGACAACAGGUACCAAGAAACAGCUGAGUUUGAAAGAAAGUCUUUUCAAGUUCCAGUUUGAAAGGAAAAAACAAGUGUUUAAAAGUGUAGUCCAACAUCCAUCAUCAUAGAUCAAAGUAGAGUCCUGGCUUGAUGAUGACAUUAAAAUAUAUUAUACAUUGGUAUUGAUGUGAAGAAUCACUACAGAAAAUAUGGACAAAAUUGUGUUAGGCCUAAUUCAUUUCCAGAAUCUGGUAUUGUAAGUAGUAUAUUUAUUUUUUGUUCAAAACAUAAAUAGUGGCUAUAAAACACAAACAUUGUUUUUCUGCUUCAUUCAAAUUCUCUGUAUACUAAAUACUAUAAUUAAUUUUUAACUGUAUGUUAAAAAUUAUAACCAUAGUUGUAACAAAAAAAUUGCAUUUCAAAACAGUUUUUAAAUGUUAAGCCUUUUUCUAUUAAACAUUCUAAUUGUUUUAUUUUGCUAUACAUGACCUUGUUCCAAUGUUAAUAAACAGAACAAAUAGAUUGUGUAAUUGUGGGGUGUUGUGAGAAUAAUAAAUACAUUUUGACGAAGUAGAUCACUUGAAAUAAGGUAUUUAUAAUAUAAGAGAUGAAGUAAAGGUUAUGAAUUUAAUGUCAUACUUCAUGCAGUUAAACUCAUCAAUUAAAGAUACUGAAAAAUCAUGUAA
Molecule: messenger RNA, 2986 nt
Organism: Limulus polyphemus (Atlantic horseshoe crab)
Lineage: Eukaryota; Metazoa; Arthropoda; Merostomata; Xiphosura; Limulidae
Gene: tos
Product: exonuclease 1-like
Exons: 12
Coding region: 110-2428 (772 amino acids)
Biological process (GO): DNA recombination; mismatch repair
Cellular component (GO): nucleus
Molecular function (GO): DNA binding; 5'-flap endonuclease activity; metal ion binding
Source: RefSeq, a predicted model, not a curated record